UUCUCCAAAGCCUCCAUGGUGUAUGUGGUAAGAGACCUGGUUUACCUGCUCUGGGAUCGGUACUAACUAUAAGCUCCAGUAGGGGCAGCUUCAAUUUCCCAGCGAUACAUCAUUUUCAGUAAUUUCAGGGAAUAUCUAAGCUCCUGCUUCAGUAGUUACAGAUUCUCUGAGGAAGGAGCAUACUGGUUCUUGCCCUCACGGGCUGCAUAUGCUUACGAAGGAGGUAGAUAAUAAAUAAACUAGCAAGCGAAAGAGCGAGGGUAUGUCAGACGGUGGUAAGUGCUGUCAGGAAAAUAAAAGCUGGCUGUAAUACCUGGUACCUGGGGGCUAGACUCUGCAGGGUGGGAAGGUGGAAGACUUCCGUGAGGAGGUGGCAUGUGACUUCGGAAGGAACCAGCCAGUGGUGAUCUGGGAAAGGUGCUCCCCAAGCAGAGGAAACAGCGAGUGUAACACCCUGAGACAAGAAUGGGUGCCCAAGAUGUGGAAAGGGAUUGGAGGGUAAAAGGUGAGGAAGGGUGCUGGGAACUGACCUGACUCGGGUCUCCCUCUGGGUCCUCACUCCCCUCCUCCAGCAAAAAAACAAACAAACAAACAAACAAAAAACCCCAAAAAACAAAAACAAAAACAACACACCUUCCACCCCCAACCCUUAGCAACCGGGAGGCUAUUUUGUAAACAUCUUGGAAAUAUUUUGUUUUCCCCCGGAACCAAUCCUCAUCCCGCCCACCACCACUGAAGAAAGCUUGGCAAGUUUUCUAAUCAAAGUUCUUAUCGGGUUGAUAAUUUAUUGACCUCUUCCCCCAUUCAAGAUGUUCUUUAAUGAUCUUCACUUUCACAUUUAAUCCUUUCCUGCCUGACAACCCCGCUGGACGCCCCCGCGUGUCUCGAUGGGCAGAUUUAUUAGAACUCUCCCCCUCCCCCGGCAAUUUCCAGCACGCAGGCCCCACUCAUCUUGUGACCCGGCGCGCGCUGAACUUGGCGAGGUGGCCCUGCAGAGUUCACUCGGAUGUCACGGUCCGGGCUGCAGGGGUCACAGGCAGGUCAGGCCAGAGGAUUGGGAAUGGGCCCCAGGUCACGCCCCCGCUCGCCAGUUUUGCUCACCGGCUCGAGCGCUGUCUAGAAAGGGGCGGGCCCAGGAUUUCUGCGAAUCACUUCUGGUGCGUCUCGCGCGGUUCCUGCCGGUGCCCAGAAGUUGGCUGGCACCGUUUGCAGUCGCCAAACGGUUAGAUGAAAUGACGGUGGGAAAGACCCUUCUCUAGAGCCUCUGAAACACCGAGUAGGGUUAUGCGGGAAACGCAGACUGCCAAGCAAGCUCUGUGGCGACUCCGGCGUGGAGCGUUGCGGGACCGUGCAGUCCCUAGGACUCCACAUUUUCCAAUCCCGCCAGCUUUGGGGACCACCGCGGGAGGGUCACGUAUUUAACAGCCCUUAGGAUCAAAGAGUUUUCCAUUUACAAAGGACGCCUUCCGAGGCGUGCGGCGUGCUCCUGCAAGAGCCGGCGUUUAGUUUUAAACAAACGUAUUCUGUUUCGUUUUCCGCGCGGCUGGUGAGUCCGGCGCUCAAACUGAGGAUGUGAUGCGUGUGGCCCCACCAGGUGAGAAGUGGGGAGCGCACGUGCACUCCGCAGUGUCCGAGCUCCGGGCAUCAGGCAUCGGCUGCAGGAGCGGCUGAUUGCAGCUGGGCAAGGGCCAGAAUUGCUUCCGAGGAUGGAUUCUCUCAACACUCCCAUUAACGGCCGGCAGAGGCCUGGGUUCAGGGCCAAGCACCCCUCUCACCCGGGUGGCUUCGGUGGGCGGGGGCCGUGAGAGCGGAGGAAGGCUCCAGGUCAUCCUGGUGACGUAAUCUAGUGCGCGGAACUGGGGAAAGUAUUUGCAACCAGAAGCCCAUCUUGAAAACACAACUAUCCCGGGGUGUUGUGUAGACGGAUUGGGAAUUACCGCCUUCAUAUUAAGGAGAAGGAGACAGGAGCAAGGAUUUGUGGUGACUCACUCCAGGUCGUGCAAGUAGAGAUGGAGCCGAGCGCCGGAGCACAGACUCCUGGGCUUUCCUUUCUCUAUCUCUGUCACCUCAUCUUCCCAGGCCUAAGGAUCCCCUUCCUCUCUGCCUAGCUGGGGCUAUGAGUCCCAGGGCCCUCGGAAUCCGGCCGGCUGCUGCCGGUUCUCAGAGCGCUGAGCCGUGGUCAUGAAUUGCCCCUGUGGUCUCCCUCUGGGGCGUCAGAGUUGGGGCUCUGACUUGCGCAAGGUUACACCUGGAGUCCUGAGGGAUCUGGAGGCUCUCUUGUACCCUUAAGUUGGACCUUUCAAGACUUCAUGAGUGCUGACCUCCUUGAGGGGCUUGGGGAGCUGGGAUCUAUGAUCCUCCCAUCAUGUCUGACCCCCGCCCUGCACACACACACCACUCCUGCUCUCGCUUAGGUUCCGGCCCUGGGCUCUUCUGCGGGAUCUUCGGGAGAUUCGGGAGGUCUGCGUUUUGCUCUGCGUUCUGGAACUCAGUUUCCCCAGCGUGGGACGUGGCAAGCUAGUCGGUCCCUGAACGCACUUCCCUUUGCUCCCGCCAGCAGGUGGAAGGGAGCCCACACGGCGCCUGAAAAUGAAAAGCCAUUGAAGGCAGCUCUGGGACCGCCCGUCGGACCCGGCGCGAGGGAUUCCAAAAAGAUCACCAGGAAGCCCAGGACUUGGAGUUCCCGCUCCCCGGAGCCCAAGUCGGCCUCUGCCGCCGUCUCGGUCAGCCCCGCACACCUUGUAAGGGGGAGGCAGGCUUCUCUCUAGCCUCGCACCCCAGGAGGCGCGUUCGGAGGGAAGCAGCCACCGUGCCGCCUCUGCCUCGGCGUGGAACAAACGGUUAAAGAUUUUGGGCAGCGCCUCGCGGGGGGAGGAGCCAGGGGCCCAAUCCGCAAUUAAAGAUGAACUUUGGGUGAACUAAUUGUCUGACCAAGGUAACGUGGGCAGCAACCUGGGCCGCCUAUAAAGCGGGCGCGCGGCGGGGUUCGGAGCGCUGGCGACGGCGGCAGGUGGCGCGGGAGGCCGCGGCGCGCCAUGGGGCUCCCGGCGCUGCUGGCCAGUGCGCUCUGCACCUUCGUGCUACCGCUGCUGCUCUUCCUGGCCGCGAUCAAGCUCUGGGACCUGUACUGCGUGAGCAGCCGCGACCGCAGCUGCGCGCUCCCUUUGCCCCCCGGAACUAUGGGCUUCCCCUUCUUUGGGGAAACACUGCAGAUGGUGCUACAGCGAAGGAAGUUCCUGCAGAUGAAGCGCAGGAAAUACGGCUUCAUCUACAAGACGCAUCUGUUCGGGCGGCCCACAGUGCGGGUGAUGGGCGCCGACAACGUGCGGCGCAUCUUGCUCGGGGAGCACCGGUUGGUGUCGGUUCACUGGCCCGCGUCGGUGCGCACCAUCCUGGGCUCCGGCUGCCUCUCCAACCUGCACGACUCCUCGCACAAGCAGCGCAAGAAGGUGAUUAUGCGGGCCUUCAGCCGCGAGGCGCUCCAGUACUACGUGCCGGUGAUCGCGGAAGAAGUGGGCACUUGCCUGGAGCGGUGGCUGAGCUGCGGCGAGCGCGGCCUCCUGGUCUACCCCCAGGUGAAGCGCCUCAUGUUCCGCAUCGCCAUGCGCAUCCUGCUGGGCUGUGAGCCCCGACUGGCGAACGGCGGGGACGCGGAGCAGCAGCUGGUGGAGGCCUUCGAGGAAAUGACCCGCAAUCUCUUCUCCUUGCCCAUCGACGUGCCCUUCAGUGGGCUGUACCGGGGCAUGAAGGCGCGCAACCUCAUCCACGCGCGCAUAGAGGAGAACAUUCGCGCCAAGAUCUGCGGGCUGCGGGCGGCGGAGGCGGAGGCGGAGGCCGGCGGUGGCUGCAAAGAUGCGCUGCAGCUGUUGAUUGAGCACUCGUGGGAGAGGGGAGAGAGGCUGGACAUGCAGGCACUAAAGCAAUCUUCAACCGAACUCCUCUUUGGAGGACACGAAACCACAGCUAGUGCAGCCACGUCUCUGAUUACUUACUUGGGGCUCUACCCCCAUGUUCUCCAGAAGGUUCGAGAGGAGCUCAAGAGUAAGGGUUUACUUUGCAAAAGCAAUCAAGACAACAAGUUGGACAUGGAAAUUUUGGGACAGCUUAAAUACAUUGGGUGUGUUAUUAAAGAGACCCUUCGACUGAAUCCCCCAGUUCCAGGAGGGUUUCGGGUCGCUCUUAAGACUUUUGAAUUAAAUGGAUACCAGAUUCCCAAGGGCUGGAAUGUUAUCUACAGUAUCUGUGAUACUCACGAUGUGGCAGAUAUCUUCACCAACAAGGAGGAAUUUAAUCCUGACCGAUUUAUGCUGCCUCACCCAGAGGAUGCGUCCAGGUUCAGCUUCAUUCCAUUUGGAGGCGGCCUGAGGAGCUGCGUAGGGAAAGAGUUUGCAAAAAUUCUUCUCAAAAUAUUUACAGUGGAGCUGGCCAGGCAUUGUGACUGGCGGCUUCUAAAUGGACCUCCUACAAUGAAAACUAGUCCCACCGUGUACCCUGUGGAUGAUCUCCCUGCAAGGUUCACCCGUUUCCAGGGGGAAACCUGAUGGGUGUGAAUGCCCAGCCUUCAGACUUAUUUGAAGUGCACAUGAGGUUUUACAUAGUGUCAUGUUGAUUUUAUUAUAUUUAAUUUCUAAAUGUAUAUUAUAAUAUUUAUGUGUCUCUACUACAGUACCACAGUCUUUAAAUAUUAAAAUAAUGAAUUUGGAUAGUUUCCAAAUAAAGUAAAAUCUGAAGGUGCUUGUCUUGCAUUUAAGAUUCCUGUGGGGGGAAAGCUCACUGGUUUUAUAUUUGUAUAUUUAGCCAGGUUUCUAAGCAUCUACCUGCAUGGCUU
This is a messenger RNA of Panthera uncia (snow leopard), 4828 nucleotides long. RefSeq names its product cytochrome P450 26A1. Gene Ontology annotation, biological process: sterol metabolic process. Bases 3036 to 4541 code for a protein of 501 amino acids. Gene Ontology annotation, molecular function: iron ion binding; heme binding; oxidoreductase activity, acting on paired donors, with incorporation or reduction of molecular oxygen. The record is from RefSeq and is a predicted model, not a curated record. The transcript has 7 exons. NCBI's taxonomy places the organism in Eukaryota, Metazoa, Chordata, Mammalia, Carnivora, Felidae.